UCAACGCUUUUACAUCGGGUACUGUGGGCAUCCGCUACCGGCGUAGAUUUGUGCUGUGCUUUGGUAAUUGUUUAUGUGAAAUUGAAACGAAAAUUGCGUGUAUUGAAUUGUGAAUUGUGAAUUGUUAUUUGUGGUCAAUGCACCGUCAUAAUAUAAAAGUGUGGACAGAUAGGUUGCUGUGAGGGAUUGCCACACGACAUUUCGACCCAUCACCGGUGGCAGACACCAAAGUAAACCAUGUCUGAUAAUGUAAAGGUUUCGAUCAAGGUACGACCGCUCAUCAAAAGGGAGCGGGAAAACAAACUUGUAUCACAAUGGCGCAUCCGGGAUAAUAUCAUCGCAACGAUCGAUGGCAAUGGCGAUCCGUUUGUAUUCGAUCAUAUUUUCGAUGAAACGGUCCCCACCCGCCAGCUUUUCGACACCGUGUGCCGGCCCGUUAUACUGUCCGCGCUGAACGGUAUCAACGGGACGAUAUUUGCGUACGGUCAAACAUCGUCCGGCAAAACGUACACCAUGAUCGGGAACGAUCGGGAACCGGGUGUGGUGCCGCUGACGGCGCGGGAAAUUUUCGAGCAGAUCAAAAAGAUCAAGGAGCGCCAGUUUCUGAUCCGCGUCGGGUUUAUCGAGAUUUACAACGAGAAGAUACACGAUCUGCUCAACACGGCCAACACGAACCUGAAGAUAGUGGAAAACCAGUGCGGCGACGUGUCGGUCAACUCGAAGGAAUGCAUCACGAACUGUGCGGAGCAGAUCAUCCAGCACGUGGACGACGGCAACAAGGCGCGCAAGAUCGGCGAAACGAACAUGAACGAACGGUCCAGCCGAUCGCACACCAUCUUCCGCAUUACGAUCGAAUCGCGUGUCAUCGGGCCGGCCAACGGCGUUGACGGCGGCACGGACAAUGACGCGGUUCAGAUCGGCAUCUUGAAUUUGGUCGAUUUGGCCGGCAGCGAGCGGGCGGAUCAAACCGGCGCGACAGGCUCACGGUUUAAGGAGGGCGUGUGCAUCAACAAAAGCCUCCUGUCGCUCAGCUGCGUGAUACAGAAGCUGAGCGAAAACUCGGACAAACAGUUCAUCAACUAUCGCGACUCGAAGCUGACGCGAAUACUGCAAGCGUCGCUCGGUGGCAAUGCGGUCACGUCGAUGAUCUGCAACAUAACGCCCGCCGUGGUGGACGAAACGUACUACACGCUGAGCUUUGCGAUGCGCGCCAAAAACAUCCGCAACAAGCCGAAAGUGAACGAGAUCCUGACCGACGCCGCCAUGAUGAAGCGGCUCGAGCGGGAAAUCAAGCGCCUCCAGAGUGAGCUCCGCUCGGAGCAGAACAAAAACAGCAAAAUCAAAACGAUGGAGCUGCAAAACGCGAUCACGCUGCGCACGAAUCAGUUCAUCAACUCGAACCAGGCGCAGCAGUCGCUGGCGGACAAUGCUCGGCGCCGCACCUGGUGCCCAUCGACGACAGAGAUACCACGGCUAGCCCCUGGUCACCGUCCAACGCCGGAUUUGAUGGGCGAAGGCGGUCGAACGCUGAUGGGACCGCCUCCUGCGGUGACGAACGGUGGCCAGUAUCUCGUGACCAUGAACGGGGCGACACCCCAGAUAGCGAUCCGUUCGAUGUCGGCCGACGAGGACUACGUGGCGGCGACGUCGGGCGAUAUUCGUGCGAGCGAUGGGUUUGCCGCCACGCUCGCCCUCAUCGGGGAGGACGAGCCGAACAUUCAGUACCGCGAACUGCUGGACCAUCAGGAUCUGCUGGCACGGCGGGUACGCUCGACCUCGCCGAACGGUUUGCUCAAUCCGUUCUCGUCCUAUGGCGAUGAGUUUGUGCCGGGCGAGCAGAUUAGCUUCGGGUCCGCAUCCGUAUCGCCCCUGUCGACGAUGGAGCGGGAUCUUCACACGCCGAAAAGCUUGCGGAGAACGCGCCGCUCAUCGACCGGUGAUUCACCGCCACAGUUUAACUUCGAGCAGCGGUGCCGGGAGCUGGAACAGGAACUGCUCGAGCUUCAGGAGUUUACCAAGCUAGAAAACUCGGUCGAAACGCAACACCUGAAGAAGGAGCUUGACAAGCGCACGGGUGAGCUGUCGGAACUGAAACACGAUCUCGAAAAGAAGGAGCAGCGGUUGGAACAGCUGGAGGAACGAUGCGCCCAGCUAGAGAUUGAACUGAAGGGCCAAAUGGCAACGGUGAGCAAGGCGGAAAACGAUCUCGCCCUGGCGGCCAAGGAGCGCCAGGCGGCCGUACGGGAGGCGGAACUGCACCGGAACCAGCACACCGGCAUCGAGUUCGAGUUCGAGCGCUACCGGCAGCGGUCGGAGGCUCGCGAGAAGGAGCUGAUUGAAUCGCUGCAGGAAGCGCGCAACAACGGCGCAACUUCCAACGGCGGCGAUAGUUUCAAACUGGACCAAAAGCGGGAAGAAAUGAAACGGUUGGAGAUGCAAAACUAUGAAUUUACGCUACAGCUGGAGGAAUGUAACAAGCAGCUCGAGCAGCUAAAAUCCUCCAACCUCGAGCAGCACCGGAAAUUGGAGAAUGUAAAGCAGGCCGUUUUGCAGCAUUUCCAAACAUUUUCCGGUGACUUUGCCCAGUCCGCGCUGGCAAACUCGUUGCGCAAGCUGUUGCUACUCUCGCCACAUGACGGAGAGCAGGAACAUGCAGCUCAUUCGAAUGGCUUCAACAACACAACGAUGGGACAAUCCGGCCACGAUGGAAACGGAAACGCUACCAUGCUCGACGGCAAUGCGACCCUGCUGGGGGAGGAAAAAACCAUCCAGGAGUUGGUAAAAAUUGUCGAGCAGCUGGAAGAAACCAUUCGCACGCUGGAGCAGGAAAAGCGUGCCCUGCAGGAAGCGAGCGAUGUGCAGCUGGCUGAGCUGAAAUCGAAGCUUGACGGUGGGCAAACGUCCAUCGAGCGGCUGGAGAAGGAGAUUGCCCAGUGGAGGGAAAAGUUUGCGGCACAAACGACCGAGUACGAUGAGCUGUCGACGCAGCUCAUGGACCAGAUGCAGGACAAUGAAGACCUUCGCAAGCAGUUCGAAGAGGCGAAGCAGUGCCAGACGGCACUGGCGAAUGAAAAGGACGUCCAGCGGCGGGAAGAGCUUGAACGUGAAAUGGGACCGUUGCGUGAAUCGCUCGAAAAAGCAAACGCCGAACGAGAAGCGCUGCAGCGUGUGUGUGACUCGCUGCGUGAAGAAGUCAGCGCGCUUAAAGCUUCCAUAGAGAGUCACGCUUCUCAGAUGGAGACGAUCGUUGCCGAGAAGAAAAAGCUGUCCGUGGAGCGAGAUGAAGUGAAGAUUCAUCUGGAAGAGGCCAUCACGAAGCAGAAAGAGACGUUGAAGGAGCUAGAAACCGUUCAGGCGGCAACACAAGCGGAAGUAGCGACAGUGAAUGAAGAAAUCGACCGAUUAAAACAAGAAAUUGUAAAGCUUGAAUCGUCGAUCGGUGAACAGCUUGUGGAAAAGGAGCUGCUCGGUACAGAAAAUAGUCGACUUUCGGCACAGUUGGUCCAGUUACAAAAGGAGCAACAGCUAGCGGGCGCAGCGAGUGAUCAAAAGGCGCGAGAAGAUUUGCAACGGUUGCAGCAGCUGAAGGAUGAAGCCGACGGGCGUGUUGUACAGCUCGAGAUAGAGCUUGAAGUGUUUAAAAACAAGCUGGAUGCUGCAGAGAGCGAACAAAACGAACGGUUACAACAGUGGGAAGCGGAAAAGCAAGGCAUGGUAAAGGAGAUCAGCGAGCUGCAGCUAAGAAUGGAAGAGCUGCAAGCCUCCCUGCACCAGUUGCGAGAGGAAAAGAACAGUCAGAACAAUUUGGUACAAAUUCAAACGGAAAAAGAAUCCGCUCUACAGGAGGAAUUGGCUGUUUUGCGUCAGAAGCAAGCAUCGGAGGAAGCACGCAUCCACGAACUGCAACAGAAGGUGUGUGAUUAUGAAGGAGAAAUUGCAGCACUGACUGAACGUGAGGCAAAACAAGGCGAAUCUUUCGAAAGCUCGCUAAAACAGGCACAGGAAGAAUUGGAUUGCGCAAAGAAAGCCCUCGCACAGCUGACCGAGGAAAAAGACGCAAUUGUGGCCGAGGAAGCAAAGGUUCGGGAAGAGCUGCUAAAAGCUGCACAAACCGUUGCUGAGCUUCAAAAACGCAUUGAAGAGGUAGAGCAGGAGCUGGAAUGCUCUCGAUCGGAACUGUCUGCGAUUGCUGGAAAGCAAAAGGAAGAACAGCAAAUCCAUGAAGAGGCUCGCAAGGAGAUAGAAAAGCAGCUAGAAAUGGCAAACACUGCGCUAGCCAAGAUAAAAGAAGACAAUAGUGAACUGUUAAAGCGACAGCAUGGAGAUCGCGAAGAUCAGGCGCAAUGUGUGCAAGCGUUGACGAAAUGCAAGGAAACGCUGGAACAACGAUUAGUUGAAAAGGAAGCGGAGCUUGCAACAAUCACGUCCGAUCUGGAGACGGCACGAGCAAAGUGUGUAACCUUGGCAGAAGAGCAAAAGACUGAGCACGAAUCGUACAACAGCGCGCGGCAGCAGCUCGACCAGGAGAUAGAACUGCUGAAGCAAAUGGUGGAACAAGUAAGCGCCGACAAGGCCACCAUCGAGCGAGAACAUUCCGAGUGCCACUCCCGACAACAGGCGCUUCAAGGUCAGCUCGAGGAGCGCGAGGUGGAAAUGCUGCGCUACAUAACCGAGCUGGAUGCACUCCGCGCGGAGCAGAUCCGGCUGGUGGAGCAGCAGAACGGGGUAAAGCGCGAGCUGGAAGCGAAGGCUGCCGCACUACAGCACGAGCUCGAUUCACUGCAGGGAAACGUGAGUCAGCUGAUGAACGAAAACGAGGCACUGCUUAGGGAGCAGCUUGAAGGGGAAAAGUGCCAGCAGGAACGGACCAGCGCCGAUGCGGAGGAGCUGCUCAAGCUGCGCUCCUGUCGCGACGAGUCGGAACGGUUGGUGACACAGCUGGAGCGCGAUCUGGCCACCGUGCGGGCCGAGCUGGAGAUGGUACGGACGGAGCUGCUGGAGGAGAAACGCCGACGGGAUGAGAUUGAGCAGACUGACAGGGAACGGUCGGAGGCGGUAAAAGAGGAAACGCAACGAUUGCGCCACGCUAUCACCGCCCUGGAGGAUGAGAAGCAACGGUUGCAGGAAGCAACAGACAGGCUGCGAGUGGAGCUGACGGAGAAAGAGCGCCACACGGCCGAACUGGAAGCGCUCCAGCAGCAAAAGGAAAGCGCACUGGACGAGAUGCGCAAGGAGAAUAGCGAUCUUACGAUCGCGGUGCAGGAACUUUCCGCCAAGAUCGUUAAUCUGGAGGAGCAGGUCGAUAGUAAUGAAGCAUCGCAGCGGAAAACGAUCGAUACGCUUGUGCAGGAGCGGCAGGAGCAAGAUGCUGCACUGGCUGCACUGAAACAGGCGCUCACGGUGGCGGAGGCGAAGCUGACGGACGUGGAAAAGCAACACGACCAAGUACGGGAUGAGCUGCGCGAGACGAAAGCAGCGCUGGAGGAGAGUCUAGCGGCACGGUUGCGUCUCGAGGCGGACAUCGAAGAAUCGUCCAGCGUACGGGACGUGCUGGAGCGCGAGCUGCGCGAUCUGAAGAGCGAUCUGGAGAGCCUCGAUCACAAGCUGGCGAACGAACGGUACGAACAGGAGCGUGCCGUAUCCGCCGGACUGCGCCGCGAGCUGGACGAGAAGCGCAAGGAGCUGGAGAGCUUCAUGGCCACCGGUCGGCCGUCGCUCGGUGAUGGGCGGGUGGUGCAGGCGCUGCGGCGUGAAAACGAGGAUCUGCUCAAGCAGCUGAAUGAGGUGCGCCAGCUAGACGGACUGCGGGCCCGGCAGCUGCAGGAACGGGUCGAUGAGCUGGAGCGGCUGGAGGGUGAAAUUGCGAAGCUGCGCGACGAAAUGUCCAGUAUGCGGCACGAGUCGAGCUUCAACGAGAAGGUGGAGGAAAUAUGCCACCUCCAAAAGCAGGUGCAGGACGCGGAGAAGGUGCGGGAGGAAACGGUGCACCAGAAGCGGUCGCUCGAGCGGGCGUUCGAUCAGCUGCGGUUCAAGCACCAGUCACUGGCGAAGGAGGUGGACGAGCUGCGCAAAACGACGGAUAAGGAGCGCAAGAAUCGUCGCCAGAGCACGCAUGACGAUCGGCGGGGGCUGCUGUUUAACAGCAAGGAAGUGUCCACCAUGACGGAUCCUACCUCUGCUGACUGUGCCUGCUCGGAGAUGAACGAAAAGAUCAAGGAAAUGCGCAACAAGCUUACGCUUAAGGACUGUCAGCUCAACACGCAGAAGCUCCUAUCGUCCGCCAAUCCGCUCAAGAACGAAAUCGCCGAAAUGCGUCGCAAACUGGAGGAGCAGCACCGCGAAAAGUCACAGAUCGAGCAGGAACUGCGCGAAGUGCUUGAGCAGCUGGACCAGGAGCGCAAGGAUCGCAAACGCCACUGUACCCAGUGUAUGCGGCACAGCCGGCAGCAGAAUGCGCGCUGCGAUAAGGCGGUCCAGGCGUACCAGCCGACCACCGACAGUCCCAGCACGACGACGGCCGUAUCCGUGUCGAUUGUGUCCACCGGCAGGAAUACUUCUGUGGCGGUGGGCGCUGGUGACGCAACAGGCAGCGCGGAGCUGACGGCACUGCAGAAACGCUGCGAGGAGCAGCAGGAGCAGUACGAACGGCUGAACGAAAAGUACCAAACGAUGAAGCACCUGUGCCGGAUACGGAAUGACAAGAUCAGCAGCCUGAGUGCGGGACUCGCGGAGAAGGAGAACGAAAGCACGAACGUGAACCGUACCGUACAGAAUGAAUGUAUCCAGCUGAAGCAACAGCUGAAGGAGGCCGAAAAUCGGUACGCCCAGAUCUACCACCAUGCCGUGCAAAUGAGGGGAAAAUCGGCCAACAAAGCGGACGUCGGUUUGCAGACGGAUAAUGACGCUACCCGUGAGGAAGCGGAAAUGUAUCGCGUCAAGUACGAACGCUACAAAGCACUGGCGGCUCGACUGAUAGACGAAGCUAAAGCAGCAAAAAUGAAUGGCCAACGGACAGCUGGCGGAGGAGGGGUUUAGUGCCUCUUUUUUCACUCAUUCCCUUAUCCCAAGGAAGGAAUGAUGAUGGCAAAGCUGGAAGACGCCGCAUCCCUUUUAAUAGUGUUAGUUUGUCUAGUCCCAUCCCGUAUAGAAGGUAAUUUGGCGAGAAAGUCUUCGCGCUACACACAUUCAAUGUGAACGGAGCAACACACACACACACACUCUGCAAUGUGGAGUCGUUUUCGUUGCUUAACUACACUUAAGCAAACCGUCCGCGCCUCCGUGAACCUCGGAACAUCCCGUACCGUUGCAUUUCCUUUAGCCCGUCUGUAGGUAAUGUCCGUUUGUUGUUUAGCGUUUAAGCUAGUUUUGUAGUAAACUUAGUUCGUUCUUUCUUUCUUUGCGCUAUUGCUGUUAAUCGUUCACACUUACAUAUUUUGUGGUAAUGUUCCACCGUUAAAGGGCAUGAACAUGUAAAUAUGAACCUGAUGUUGUUCGGUGUUCAUACAUCAAGUGUAUAUUCAGCUAUUCGUUAUGUUCCGUACUUAGUGCUGUCUAGUUGAACGCAAUAUUAACAGCGCUGUAGAGCGUUUAUUGCUUCGUUUGAAAGUGUGUACCCCAUAUUUAUAUUGUGUGUGCAUGUUGUUGUACCUUGGCUUACUCGGAACGGCACGAGGUAAAUAUUUAUUAAGCUAUCCCGAAACUACUGUGUGAAAUGUAAUAUCGUGAAUACAAACCGCCGACCGAGCUAGCAAAUCAAACAAGCACACAAGCAAGCAAUAAAUCCAACAACCAUUCUUUUUUUUUCUAUUAUACAUUCAAGCCCUUUCGCGACGCGUCAUUCUUGGAAUGUAUGAAAGAAAUGUGAUUAGACAAUUCUCUACAUAAGAAGAAUAUUCGUUUUAUCCGUAGAAAGUCUUGUCGCACAGACAGACACACAAAGCGUUUGGAAAUGGUAACUGUGUAUACAGAUGCCGUGCGUACAAUGCGGUUGGGCAAACGUUUUAAGGGAACUGAAUGUCUCUAAGACCUUGGAUUUAAUGUCUAAUUUUACGUGUGUUGUGCAAUGCUCCUGUACUGUUAGCAGGAGCCAAUCGUUUAUUCGCUUAAUUAGGACAAAAUUAAUAUUCCAAAACCAAAAAAAAUAAAUCGCUAAAAUCUUUCCAUUGGAUCUUUGCACGGUUAUGGUGACGAAAACAAGCGACAAAAAUCCUCAUUUUAAUGCAACCUUCAAGCGUAUUCUGCUUUGACGGUGAAGACACACACGCGCACGUAUCGCAGCGAUUUAUUUGUACAGCCGGUUCGGCCAGAAUUUGGUUCAUUUGGCUGGGAAAGGGAGCAGAAUGUGAUCUGUUUUCUUAAUCAUAUUUAGCUGGUCGUUUUAGUGGCCGCGCGGUUUAGUUCUGCUAUUGAUCGCUCCCGGUGUGGACUCGUUUGUUGCCUCUCUAACCGUCGACUCAUAACGCACUAAGCCAUGAAGCUGGUUGCCAUCAUCCUGCUCGUCGUGAGUCUGAUUUCUGUGGCGUUUGCGCAAACCACGCGCACCACCUGCAAACCAAUUACGCGCAAAUUGCGCACCACGACGGCCGCUCCAUAAACUACGGAAAGUGUCUCCCGUCCACGUGUUGACUGGCCAAGGCACUGAUGAUCGUCAUUGGAUGUAGCGUUAAUUGAGUUAGGAAUGAAUAAAACAAAAUAAGAAUGUGUGGGAACGUGUA
Messenger RNA from Anopheles merus, 8714 nucleotides. It is a transcript of the gene cmet, whose product is annotated as centromere-associated protein E. Gene Ontology annotation, biological process: microtubule-based movement; mitotic cell cycle. Gene Ontology annotation, cellular component: microtubule. Gene Ontology annotation, molecular function: microtubule binding; ATP binding; plus-end-directed microtubule motor activity. The record is from RefSeq and is a predicted model, not a curated record. Bases 238 to 7035 code for a protein of 2265 amino acids. NCBI's taxonomy places the organism in Eukaryota, Metazoa, Arthropoda, Insecta, Diptera, Culicidae. The transcript is spliced from 9 exons.